AUGGCCGUCCAACAGCCUCCUCCCGAACCGCCUCCGCCGCCGUCGCCUCCGCGGGCGCCCGUGCCCGAACCGGCGGCGAUGAAGUUGACCAGGGGCCACUCGUGUGUCUUGUGCCAGCAGCGAAAAGUGCGCUGCGACAAGCAGAAGCCGUGUGCCAACUGCGUCAAGGCCCAGGUCGAGUGCCGCGUAAUCCCGCCGCAGCCGCCCCGGCGCCGGAAGAAGAAGCCGCAUGAGCGGGACCUCAUCGAACGCCUCCGGAAGUAUGAGUCCCUGCUGUCCCAGCACGGCGUCAACUUCGAGCCCAUCGCCCAUGACUUGAAGGUCUCCGACCGCGUGGACGAUGUGGAAGACCUCGAGCACGAUCUCACCGGCCUCAAGACCUCGCCAUCCAGCUCCGCUGACCAUGUCUCGCCGGGCCAGGGCCAUUACAAGCAAAAAUGGGCCCCCAUGAUGCGUGAGUACCGAGGGCCGGAUGAUGAUUCCUCGGACGAGGAUUACGAGGGACCGACACUACAUCAUGCGUACGAUACCAUGUUUGAGAACAGCGACGGCUUUCCGUUCGUUGUCGGCGGCUCCCCGGCCAGCGUGACCAAUGCCCACCCUGCAGGCAUCCAGAUACUCCAGCUCUGGCAGAUCUACAUCAGCAACGUCAACCCGCUGCUCAAGGUCACCCACGCGCCGACGUUGCAGGCGCAGAUCAUCAGCGCCAGCGCGAACCCGGCGAGAAUCCCAAAGCCUCUCGAAGCUCUGAUGUUUUCGAUCUACUUCGCGGCCAUCACAUCGCUGACCGAGGAGGAGGUUCAGAGCACAUUUUCGGAGGACCGGGCGAUCCUCCUCGGGAAGUUCCAUAAUGCCACACAGCAGGCGCUCGUCAAUGCUGGCUUUAUGCGGUCCUCCGAGUUGAUGGUUUUGCAGGCCUUCUUCCUAUACCUGCUUUGUGCCCGGCCCUAUGUCGACCCCCGAUCUAUGUUCGGCCUUCUCGGUUUAGCCUUUAGGAUAGCCACCCGGUUAGGCCUCCACCGAGACGGAACGCAUUCUGGUUUGUCGCCGUUCGAGGCAGAGCAGCGGAGGCGGCUGUGGUGGCAGAUUGUCAUCUUCGACAAGCGCAUUGCCGAAAUCACGGGCUCGACCGUCAACGCUCUCUCUUCGUGCGCCUGCGACACGAGAUUGCCGCUCAACAUCAACGACUCGGAUCUCAACCCCCAUGCCAAGGGUCAGCCAGGGUCCUAUGCCGGUCCUACCGAAAUGCUCUUCAGUCUCACCCGCAUCGAGCUCACCAUCGCGGCGUCGUCCGACAAUGUCCGUCGGUCUAUCACCACGCCCGGAGGACGGCCGUUGCACAAGCCGAUGGUGCACUACAGCCCAUCCCCUGCUUCUCCCGACGUGGUGUCGCACGUAGCCAAUGAGAGCCUGCCGGAAAACCUGGUCGCGUUCUGCUCGCAUAUGGAAAAUACGUACCUCAAACACUGCGAUCCGAAGAUUCCAUUACAUAAUUUCACGGUGUUGAUGACACGGCAAGCGCUGUGCAAGCUGCGCAUCAUCGACUUCCUGUGCCGCACAGCCAACGCCGACAAUGUCGACCAAAACGAGCGCGACGCUUACUUCAUGGAAGCCCUCCGCAUGGUCGAGUAUGACAACAUCAUCCAGAGCUCCGCCAUGUUACAGUGUUUCAGGUGGUACACGUACGCGCACUUCCCCCUGCCCGCCUAUCUCUGCCUGGUCUCGGAGCUGCGGCAUCGAACCACCGGCGAACUUUGCGAGCAUGCGUGGAAUGUCAUGAUCGAGAACCACGAACGGCGCGGCCUGCUGAGACGCCACAACCGCAACCCCUUGCACAUCGCCUUUGGCCGCUACUUUGAAUACCUUGGGCAGGCCGAGACGGGCCCCUCCUCCUCCUCCUCCUCCUCCCCCCAGGCGCUGAAUGCUGCUGCCAUGGUGGGAGCGUCCGGGGGGCAACAGGUCCCAGUGCAAGCUACGCUGCCACCCAUACAAGGCAGCGCCGCGGGCAUGCCCGCCGUCGGAGACAUGAGCGCUGGUUCCGCUAACAUGUCAGCCGGGAUCUACGCCAGCAAGCCGAUGCCACCACAGCAUACGACCGCACCUCAUAUGGGCAGCGUCAGUGCAGCGAACAGCAUGAUGACGGAUGACGCCAUGACCUAUCCGGGAUAUGACAGCAUGGGUCACGUCUUCUCCAACGCCGGGGGAAUGCAAGAUGCGGACAUGGCGGCGAUGGAUUGGAACUACCUCGUCCAGCUCAGUUCCAUGGGGGCGUUUAAUCCCACGAGCGGGUAUUACGUCCAAGGCACGGGGGCUUAA
This is a messenger RNA of Chaetomium strumarium, 2316 nucleotides long. RefSeq names its product fungal-specific transcription factor domain-containing protein. Gene Ontology annotation, biological process: regulation of DNA-templated transcription; DNA-templated transcription. The transcript has 5 exons. The coding region runs from base 1 to 2316 and encodes 771 amino acids. Lineage: Eukaryota; Fungi; Ascomycota; Sordariomycetes; Sordariales; Chaetomiaceae. Gene Ontology annotation, molecular function: DNA-binding transcription factor activity, RNA polymerase II-specific; zinc ion binding; DNA binding. The record is from RefSeq and is a predicted model, not a curated record.